This is a messenger RNA of Anopheles nili, 2016 nucleotides long. Its product is annotated as zinc finger and SCAN domain-containing protein 21-like. The transcript has 4 exons. Gene Ontology annotation, cellular component: nucleus. The coding region runs from base 1 to 1335 and encodes 444 amino acids. The record is from RefSeq and is a predicted model, not a curated record. Lineage: Eukaryota; Metazoa; Arthropoda; Insecta; Diptera; Culicidae. Gene Ontology annotation, molecular function: zinc ion binding.
AUGCAAAUAAACUGCAUUAAAUUAUUUUUCACUGGGCACAGCUACUUGGAAUUACGCAUUUUUUUCAUCGGUCCGCACACAAAACAAGACUGCCACAACAACGUCAUCAUAAACUCUAUCAUGAGCCGAAGUCGUUGUGUCGCGUGCCAUACAGAGGAACGCGGUAUGAUUGCGAUUUAUCAACAUCCCCGCGGUGUUGACCGCCUCUGGAGCUAUGUUACUGGAAUUAUCGUAAAAUCGAAAGAUCAGCUCUGCAUUGCCUGCUACGACGAGCUACGUGUCGCGCAUCGUUUUAAAGAAAAAUGCAUCCACAACAAUCUGAACCGAUUAGGGUUAGGACUGACAAAGAGACUACCGCCACACGCACCACAGGAGCCGGCGGUGAACGACGACUCGAUUUCAGUUCUCACAGAGACUGCAGUGCCAUCUCGUCUAGGAAACAGUAGCCAUGCAUCGAGCGAAGAGUGCCAGCAAGUGCAGCCCAGAAAUGAACCCGGCAGGACCGAUUUUAGCAUCAAAUCCGAACCACCGCAACAGGAAGAUAAUAACGAGGUGACCGAACAGCAGCAGGAAGAUUGCGGUUCAUCGCAAAACGACAGCAAAUGUGAAGCGGAUCAAAUACGAGCGAGAACAUCCUCGCUGGAAGUGGUAAAGAUGGAACUGGAACUAUCGCUGGAUGACAUCGGGAUACAACCCGAAUCAGUGCUUUCCGACAGUACGAUCAAAAAGACGGACGAUGAGCACGAAAACAAAUCUUUCGAAAAUAUGGCGCUACCAUCCGGGGCGCUAAAACAACAUCAGCAGAUAGAGCACAAAAAAGUGCGUCGAGAAAACACGAACGCCGUCAAGUACCGGCGAGUGCUGACGGGCAAGAUAAACGCACUCAUGUGCAGGUAUUGUUACCGCGAGUUUGACGAACCCGGAACGAAAGCGUCCCACGAGGAGACUCACCUCAACGAUCCGAAACCAUUCCAGUGUUCCUACGGUGACUGUAACCGGUUGUUUCAGCAUCGAUCAGCCUUAAAUCGGCACUUUUAUACGCACGUCACGCCGAAACGGUUCAAGUGCAGUGUCUGUCCGAAGCGGUUCCAUCAACAGAGUUCGAUGGUAGUGCACGAGCGUUUGCACCGUGGUGAUAAACCGCACAUUUGCCCUCAAUGUGGCAAGGGCUUCACCCACGUGUCCAACGUAAAGCGACAUAUUCGGUUUCAUAACGGUGAAAAACCGUACCAAUGUGGCAAGUGUCCGGCACGGUUCACCACUAGCACGGAUUUGCGCCGGCACAUGAACAGCAGACGAUGCAUGAUGAUGUGGUCUAUGAAGAUGGCAAAAUAAGGGACAACCACGUGAAAGACUUGUUACGUUUCAAUACAAGGGGGCUGCAUAGCAGGUGUCGGCAAACCUUUUUUUUAACGCCAGAUGUGCGCAGAAUUUCACUUACUUACAUUGCAUUGGUUCGACAAACAUUUCGUUUCGUUGCUGUUCUAAAUUAAUGGUAAUUUGAAAUGAAUUGUUUUUUUUUUUUAAUUUGUACGAAGACUUUAGAUUCCGUUUCCUUCCAAUGUCCGUUGUCGAAUAAACCCCAACGAUUCCAAUUGUAUGUUACUACGAUUGGAAUUUUUUGGCGUUGAGCAAUCUAUCCUUGUUAAUUUCCAUCACCAUAGUAGAUGCAGUACAUUACAAGAAAAAUUACAUUUCAUUUUACGUCGUUAGACGUUACGUUACCGUAACGUUACGUUACGUAUCAAUAUAUAGUGUAGGACCUGAUUUUCACAUGUUCAUAACGUGUUUAACCGUUUGAACUAUGUAAGAGUCCGAAAUGUUACAUUACUCUUUAAUUUACCGUAGAUAUCAGUUCUAUUACUGUAAAAUGUUCACUAGUUUCUUUGAAAUGUUUUGUAUACACAAGUGAAUAUCUUUUUAUAUUCAAAUAAAUAAACCGGUGGUAUCCAUUGGCAUAUCCUUCCAUUUCCUACUGAUCAACAGUUGUUAAAAUAAAGCUUUAUUUAUUCAACG